Chara braunii is the source of this 1399-nucleotide messenger RNA. The record is from the annotation of a GenBank genome assembly. Lineage: Eukaryota; Viridiplantae; Streptophyta; Charophyceae; Charales; Characeae.
CGAACGACAUCGAUCUUCAGCUCCGCCUCUCCUCCACUGCACCUGAAGUCACUCUCCCUGAGCUUCGUCCCUUUUCUCGGCCUCAAUGAACCGCCAUCGUCUCUCUACCUUCCGCCUCCCCUCCGACGCCCCCACAUUUUGGCAAUCAGUCGAGGAAUCCUCCCUGUCCUUCACAAUCAAACCCUUAGACAUGUCGAUUCUCGACGCACCUAAGUGGACGCAGUGGCGGCAAGCUUAUGAGGUGCUCAGUUUCUACCUCCUAGAGAUCGCCUUCCAUUGGGCGGAGCCUGCCGACAGGAGCGAGGGGGACGAGAUCCCGACCGACGAGGUGGAGCUACUGCUCGUCCAGGGGUGGAGGACGGACACGGAGGGAGACUUCUUUGGGAUCAUAUUCGGAGAAGUGCGUGACGGCCAUCUGAGCUCCAUUACGAACGAGUUGCUGGUGUUCCUGACCCAAGUACGAGACGACCUGCCAUUGGAGAUCCUCUCGCAUUGCCACCAGAGACCAGGAACAGCCGCGCUCGCUCGCACCCUCGAGCCGCACCUUCUUUGGUUCGCGUGUAAGGAAUUAGAGGGGAACGGCUACUACCUACCCUCAAGGGAUGUGUAUCUGAUCGUCGACGUUACUAACCUCUCCACGUGGGACCCGCUCAUCCGGCGUGUCCCUAUAGGAGAGACCAGCGAGGAGGCUGGGGAGGAAGAAGAAGAAAGUGAGGAGGGCGAUCACCUCCAGUAUACGGAAGGUGAGACGACGCCAGAGGAGGAGGAAUCGGGAGCAGAGUCGGACGAUCCUGACUAUCGGGAAUCAGAGCACGCCGAGUCGGAAGGAGCCAGUUCGGGUCGAGUGGAAUCAGGGGAAGAAGAAGGUGAAUCGGGGGGAUCAAGUGGCCCCGACGAAUUAAGCAGAGAGGAAAGGGGGGUCGCGGCGCAGAGGGUACGAGCAGCAGCGGAAGGGAAGUGGUCAAUCGAAGGAUCAGACGGGCCACCACCACUGCAGGACGAUCUGGCGCACAAUCCAAAACCGUCGCGGGAGGAAGACGAGUAAGAUGACGCCGCCGCGUACGGAUCAACAAGUCGGCGCCGCCGAAGAAGUCGAUCGCCCUCCCAAUCCUCCCCAGCUCGACCCACAUCCCUUCGCCUACGUCGGGCGCAAGGGCUUCGUCCCCGGUCAUUAUCCCGCCGUCCCCGUGACUUCCUCACCGUGCAACAGCUCGUAGGUCGACCCCCGUUCCCGGAUACAUGGCAUCCAUUUCCCCUCUCCCUCUUCUACCAUCGCCACGUCACCCCCCUUCUGAUCAACAUCUUCCCGCAUGCCACUACUCGCUCCCUCGUCACCUUUUUCCCCCUCCACGUCCUCCUCUUUAGCAUCGAUUGGCGAGAAUAAAAUAAUAUAGAGGUC